AUGGAAGCAGGUGGCCACGCGCUGCGCGCCGUCGGUGACGUGGUCUUCUUGGGCGCGUACGGCCGGCUCUCGUUCCCCGCGACGAUCGCCGCCUUCGUGGAGGCGCUGCUCCAGGUGUGGGCGGAGGUCAGGGCCGGGCUGCUCGUGCCGCUGCUCCGGGCCGCGGUGCUGCUGUGCACGGCCAUGUCGGUGAUCGUGCUGGCCGAGAAGGUGUUCCUGGGAACGGUCAGCUCCGUGAUGAAGCUGCGGCGCCGGCGGCCGUGGCGGGUGUACAGGUGCGACCCCAUCGCGCGGCCGGACAAGGACGAGGAGGCAGCUGCCUAUCCCAUGGUGCUCGUCCAGAUCCCCAUGUACAACGAGGAGGAGGUGUACCAGCUAUCAAUAGGGGCAGCUUGCAGGCUCACAUGGCCGGUAGAUCGAUUGAUAGUGCAGGUGCUGGACGACUCCACCGACGCCGUCAUCAAGGAGCUGGUGAAGGGCGAGUGCGAGCGGUGGGCCGCGGAGGGGAUCAACGUCAAGUACGAGACGCGCAAGGACAGGGCCGGGUACAAGGCCGGCAACCUCAAGGAGGGGAUGCGCCACGCCUACGUGCGCGGCUGCGAGUACGUCGCCAUGUUCGACGCCGACUUCCAGCCGGCGCCGGACUUCCUCGUCAAGACCGUCCCGUUCCUCGUCCACAACCCCAGCCUCGCGCUCGUGCAGACGCGCUGGAAGUUCGUGAAUGCCAAUGACUGCUUGCUGACGAGAAUACAAGAGAUGUCCAUGGACUACCAUUUCAAGGUGGAGCAGGAAGCUGGCUCUUCCCUCUGCAACUUCUUUGGCUACAACGGAACUGCUGGAGUAUGGAGAACGCAAGCGAUUGUCGAGUCCGGGGGUUGGGAGGACCGAACUACUGCUGAGGACAUGGACUUAGCACUCAGAGCAGGGCUCUUGGGCUGGGAAUUCGUCUACGUUGGGAGCAUAAAGGUUAAGAGUGAGCUGCCAAGUACUCUGAAGGCGUACCGGUCCCAGCAGCAUCGCUGGUCAUGUGGACCUGCGCUCCUGUUCAAGAAAAUGUUCUGGGAAAUUCUUGCUGCCAAGAAAGUCUCGGUUUGGAAGAAGUUGUAUAUGAUCUAUGACUUCUUCAUUGCCCGGAGGAUCAUAGGGACCUUCUUCACAUUCUUCUUCUUCAGCGUCCUGAUUCCUCUAAACAUUUUAUUACCAGAAGCGCAGAUUCCUGUGUGGGAGCUGAUCUAUAUCCCCACAGCCAUAGUGCUUCUCAACUCUGUUGGGACUCCAAGGUCUAUCCAUCUGAUUAUACUGUGGGUCUUAUUUGAGAAUGUAAUGGCAUUGCAUCGCUCUAAAGCCAUCUUGAUAGGGUUUUUCGAAGCUGACAGGGCCAAUGAAUGGAUUGUUACACAAAAGCUGGGGAAUUUGCAGAAGCUGAAAUCGAUUGCCAGUCUUACAGGAAACUAUCGUUUCAAAGACAGGUUCAAUUGCCUGGAGAUAUUUAUCGGACUAUUCCUUUUGGCCUCUGCGUGCUUCGACUACUUAUACAGAGAUGACUAUUUUUACCUCUUUGUUCUUCCUCAAUCGAUCAUGUAUUUCGCAAUUGGAUUUCAGUUCAUUGGUCUCAGUGUCUCCGAAGACUGA
Molecule: messenger RNA, 1632 nt
Organism: Miscanthus lutarioriparius
Lineage: Eukaryota; Viridiplantae; Streptophyta; Magnoliopsida; Poales; Poaceae
Source: the annotation of a GenBank genome assembly